AUGUCGUCUACAGAAAAGGAAAACACUACAGAGCCAGUCGACAAAGAAGCCGUCCGCAAGCUGAUCGACGAGCUCGAAGGCAAACUCAAAUCUCUGUACACACUAAGCGACGAGGUCAACAGAGGUAUUCUCGAGAGCGAAGAUGCGCUCAAAAGCCUCCGCGAGAAGCGUGUCAAGCUCAUCACGGCGCGACUAGACCGGAUCUUCCAGCAGUGGAAUAUCGGGCCUCUGACUAGCAACCAUCAACCGUCAACCCAGAAUCAGAGUCAGAGUCAGAAUCAGAAUCAGGGCCCAGGUCCGGGUCUUGGUCAGGUUCCAGGAUCGAGCUUGGCUCAGACUCAAACUGGGAAUAACCAACAAGGGCAAUUUGAAUCGCCAUGGUAG
Messenger RNA from Fusarium verticillioides 7600, 384 nucleotides. RefSeq lists its product as hypothetical. The record is from RefSeq and is a predicted model, not a curated record. NCBI's taxonomy places the organism in Eukaryota, Fungi, Ascomycota, Sordariomycetes, Hypocreales, Nectriaceae. The transcript has 2 exons. The coding region runs from base 1 to 384 and encodes 127 amino acids.